Xenia sp. Carnegie-2017 is the source of this 6033-nucleotide messenger RNA. RefSeq names its product intersectin-1-like. Gene Ontology annotation, molecular function: guanyl-nucleotide exchange factor activity; protein binding; calcium ion binding. Gene Ontology annotation, biological process: positive regulation of Rho protein signal transduction. The transcript has 44 exons. Lineage: Eukaryota; Metazoa; Cnidaria; Anthozoa; Malacalcyonacea; Xeniidae. The record is from RefSeq and is a predicted model, not a curated record. Bases 355 to 5802 code for a protein of 1815 amino acids.
CGCAUGCUCACCCCGAGCCAGUCAUCCCCAGCCAAAUCAAACAGAACGGAACACUGAAAGUUGGAAAAUAUUGUUUUAUUAUACACGAUAAUUUAUUAUUUUUAGACAGUUGAUAGCGUUAAUAACAGUUAUAUGUUGUUUGGGUCAAAUUCUGUCUUGUAGAGGUUUAUUCUGACGGGAUUUGGUUUGACCGAAUUGGCUGCUCAUCGUGCUCGAGUUUAGUUCAAUUAUCCGACGGAAUCCGACAAAUAACAUUUGACUUUGCCAAUUUUUGAAGCCUAGGAUCAGACUUUUUCACAGUUUUAAGUGUCUUCAGAGGGAUAUGGCCAAAGAACUCUAGCAUGAAUCGCAACUAUGUCAGGUAAUGCAUGGGUUGUAACAGCUGAUGAGAGACAGAAACAUGAGACAACGUUCUUGUCACUCAAACCUAUCCAUGGGCGGAUAACAGGUGAGCAGGCCAAGAAGUUUUUCUUGUCGUCAAACUUACCACCAGCAACUUUGGGGCAAAUAUGGAAUUUGUCAGAUUUGGACAAAGAUGGCCAGAUGACUCAACAAGAAUUCUGUAUUGCAAUGCAUCUAAUUCAGUGCAAGUUGAAUGGAGUCAACCUUCCUACAUCCCUCCCCUUAAGUCUGAAGACAUCAUCACGAGGGAAUGUUGGCGCAUCUCUCCUUAACCCAGUUGAGAACGGAUUUACCUCUCAGCCAACUGCUAGUCAAGGUACAGGAUGGUCUUCAACCCUUAAAACCGGACUGGAUGCACAACCAUCAACUGGAUGGUCCGUUAGCCUGACAUCCAGCCUACCUCCCCCGCUUAUGCCUGUGAACAACCAAUUGCAGACAUCUGCCCCACCGUCCAAUUCAAGACCACCAACAUCAUCAUCUCACAACUUUGCCCCCAACUUUGGCAUGCCAUCUAAUGGACCAAAUAUGAUGCCAUCAAUUGGCAUGGGAACACCAAUGCCUUCUGGGAACUUGGCCGUGUCGUCUGUGAGUGUGCCUACAUCAACUAUGCCUGGUGUUGGUCACUCUUUUCGACAACAUCCUGUUGCCAGAGCGGGAACUUUCACUGGUAUGCUUCCCAGUCCUCCAGUCCCGUCUGUGGAAGCAGCUAUCAUGCCUAUUCCACCCAACUCAAGGCUGAAGUUUAAUCAACUAUUCAAAGCAAAUGAUUUUGAAAAAACUGGAUUCAUAACUGGUGAACAGGCAAGACAGAUAUUUCUGCAAUCGCAUUUACCACCACAAACACUUGCCCAGAUCUGGGAACUGAGUGAUGUUGACAAAGAUGGUCAGCUAAAUAUGGAAGAAUUUGCGAUUGGCAUGCAUCUUGUCGAUUCAGCAAAGAGUGGUAAACCAUUACCUGGGGUCUUACCGGUGGGAUUGCUUCCACAGCAGUUCAAGAAGUCACUAUCGGACAGUAUGGAGAACGACAACGUCGAGAGUGUGGUGCAAUUAGAUCGACAGAGAUCUACGAGCUCGUCCAGCGCAAACGAUGACUUAACGUUCUUUAAAGCAGAAACAUUCGAAGACAGGCGUAAGCAGAACUUCGAACGCGGUCGACUGGAGCUGGAACGAAGACGACAGGAAAUGGAGGAACAAAGGAAGAAGCAAAGAGAAGAACAAGAGAGAAAAGAAAGAUUGGAAGAAGAAAGGAGACUUAGAGCAAAAAUGGAAGCUGAGCAAAAACGGCAAGCGGAGAUCGAGAAACAACGGAAACAACAGGAAGAAAUGGAGAGAGAACAGGAGGCCCUGAGAAAGAAAAUGAUUCAACAAAAAUAUCAAGCGCAGAUUGAAGCUGAGCGUCAACGUCAACUGGAGUGGGAAAAACGAAAGAAAGAAGAAUUGCUGAACCAUAAAAGUCUAGAAAAGGACAUAGUUACUGGUCUUCAGGUCAGGAAAGACAAAAUGGUCGCGGAAAGAGAAAACUUGGAGAAAAAGUUGGAAUCAUUGAGAGAAGAGCUUCGAAAAACGAAAGAAAGACGUGCGGAGGAAAUCGCUGCAAACGAGGAUUUCACGAAGACUCGCGAUAAAUGGAUCGCUGAGAUCGCCGACUUAGAGAACAAGAGAAAGCUCUGCCAUCAACAAUUGCCUGGCUUAAAUAAUGAAAAGGAAAGGUUACAAAGGGAGUUGAAUAAACGGGAAUCAAGUAUUAUGGAUGAGGCUUACGGUAAUGCUCUGUCCAGUAUUGAAGACACGACCAGCGGAAUACGCAGACAAAUCAUGAGCAGGAAUAAUGUUCAGAGCGAAGUUAAAACAAAAUUCCAAAUGGCAAAUGAACUGAACAGUAAAUUAAAGAAUACUCGCACAGAACUUCAUAGCCAAACGGACGAGAACAGCUCACUUCGACGUACUCUCGAGACGAAGAAGAACGAGUAUCAAGCGAUGAAAGUGAAACAGGAGGAAGAACGAAAGAAGAAACUGGAGGAGGAACUGAGGCUGAAACGGGAAGCUGAGAAAAAGCGCAAGAAAGAGGAAGAGGAGAGAAAACAGAAAGAGCGAGAAAAGGAGGCAAUGCGUGUCGAGCAGGAACGACAAAGACAAGAGCAGGAGAGAAGACGAAAACUUCAAGAACAGAAAAAAGAAGAGGAGAGACAACGUCGUCUCCAGGAGGAACAGCGACUUGAGUUGGAACGUCAAUUGAAAGAACGCGAAGAAAAACAGAGAAAGCAGGAACAGGAAAGACUUCGUGCCGAGCAAGAAAAACAAGAGCAGGAAAAAAAACGUGCUGAACAACAACGACAGGAGCAGGAAAGACUUCGUGCCGAACAAGAAAAGCAAGAGAAACAGCGAUUGGAAAAAGAACGGCAAGCACAACAGGAGCAACUACGGCUCGAGAAGGAACGCAAGCGUACGCAACAGGAAGAGACGAAGACAAUGGUUCAGUUACGACGAGAAGAACUUGCAAAACAAGAAAAGAUCGCACAGGAACAGGCAACAACCUUGACGAAAUCUCGGACGCCCACUAAACCACCACCUUACGGUAGCACAAAAGCAGACAAGGAAGCGGAAGUGAGGAAGAAAGUUGAAGAAAUGCAACGAAAAAGAAACGAGCAAAAAAAGGGAAAAGAAACCGAACAUUCUGUUACGGAAUCCUUUCGAAAUAAAAAAGAGUACUACAAAGCUAUUUAUGUCUUCUCGCCGCGAAACCCCGAUGAACUUGUGCUAAAGGAAGGUGACCAAGUCACCGUUUUUCCUGAUCGACCCAAGGUUCCACCAGGAUGGUUAUUUGGUUCUUGCAAUGACAAGGAAGGUUUAUUUCCAGCCAAUUAUGUAGAAAAAAGUACGAAGAGCACAGAGCCUGUUCCUACUUCCAGUAAAGAAACAAUCAGUCAAACAGCCACAACUGUUUCAACAGUAUUUCCCAGCGGUCUGCAAGCGGUGGCUUUGUAUCAAUAUCAAGCGAAGAAUGAUAACGAACUUAGUUUUAACAAGAAUGAUAUGAUAAUAUUAAAAGAACAAAGAGACAUGAUGUGGCUCGGUGAAGUCAAUGGAAAGACGGGCUGGUUUCCAAAAUCAUAUGCCAAACUUCUUCGUGGACAAAGGCGUGGAGAAGGCAGCACAAGUGAUGUUCCCCCUGAGAAAGCUUCCGUGCAAAUUCCUUCUACCGGUGCUUCCGCUUUUACGGAAGUGCCCGAAACUCGUCCAGCCGACGUCGUAUCUGAGUGUGUUGCUUUGUACUCCUACAAAGGCCAAGCGGGUGAUCUGAGCUUCCAGGAAGGCGAUGUGAUAAGCAUCACAAAAAAUGAAGGUGAUUGGUGGGAAGGGUCGUUGAAGGGGCAGAAAGGGAUAUUUCCUGCGAACUACGUGAAAAUGAAGGAAGUCGAGGCGCAGACAUCGUCAACGAAGCGUCCAGAAAUUGCGACUGUGAUAACAGCUUACACGGCAACUGCACCUGAUCAGCUGUCGUUAGUUCCCGGACAGUAUAUUGCCGUGAAAGCUAAGAAUGAUAACGGAUGGUGGGAGGGACAGCUUCAGGCCCGCGGCAAAAAACGACAGUCGGGUUUGUUUCCAGGCAAUUGUGUAAAACUUCUUAGUUCUGGUUCGAACGCAGCAUCAGCGAACAAUGAUUCAACCACUUCACUAGAGGAAUCGUUGUAUGCUGUGCCGCGGAAACAUAAACCAGAAGAAAUAUUAGAUCAAGUAUUAGCGAUGUUCUCGUACACUGCUCAAAAUUCCGAUGAGCUGACAUUCUACAAGGGUAGUGUAAUAACCGUGCGAAGCCGCAAGGGCGACUGGUGGCAAGGAGAGUUGAACGGAAAAGUCGGCGUGUUCCCCAAUAACUACGUUCAACCGCUGACCGAUCUACCAAAGACGACUCAAUGGACUGGAAAUUGGGAUCGUCAAUUAUUGGACUCCAUGACGUCAAUGGAACGCAGCAGACAGAAUUGCAUUUACGAGCUCAUCAACAGCGAACAAAUUUACGUUGACGAUAUGAGUUUGACGUUGGAGGUUUUUUACAAUCCAAUCGCCGUAUCUAAACUUCUGGACGACAACGAAAUUAAUACGAUUUUCGUCAACUGGAGGGAGCUGAUUUUCUGCAGUACAAAAUUGCUCAAGGCUUUUCUUGUUCGAAAGAAACUGAACAACGAGGGUUUAAUUUAUACCAUUGGAGAUGUUCUUUGUGAGCAGCUCCCUCGUCUUACACCUUACAUCAGAUUUUGUAGCUGCCAACUGAAAGCGUGUAGACUGCUGCAAAAUAAAAUCGAGAACGUACCGGAGUUCAAAAAUCUUGAAAAGCAAUGUAGUCAGACACCUCGUGCACGUGGUCUACCUCUGAGUAGCUAUCUCCUCAAGCCUCUGCAAAGAGUAACAAAGUAUCCGUUGCUUAUACGAAAGAUUCUCGAGGACACCCCUGAAAAACACUCGGAUAGAAGCGAUUUAGAAGAUGCUCUGGAAAAAGCCGAAGAUCUGUGUAGACAGAUUAAUGAAGGCGUCAGGUCGCAAGAAGACACGGAUAGAUUAGAAUUCAUGCAAACACAUAUUAAUACGGAGGGUCUUGACGAGCGUCUAGUAUUUAAUUCACAAACGAACUGUCUUGGCCAACGAAAAUUUGUCUACGAUGGAACUUUGUUUAAGCAUAAAAGCGGCAAAGAGCUACAAGCGUUCUUAUGUAACGAUUUCCUCUUGUUAACUCGUGAGAACAGCUCAUUGGCUAAGAAGAUUGGUAAAGAUUCCGAGAAACAAUACGUUUUAUAUCAACCGCCAAUACGACUGAAUGAGAUUACGGUGAAAGUCCCCGAUCAACACAGUGAAGAGACUUUAUUUCAAGUUUCACACAUAGACAAAAUGUAUUUAUUACGAGCCGAGACGAAGAAUGAAAGAAUAACGUGGGUGCGAAAAUUGAAGCAGGCUUCUGAGCACUACAUAGAGACGGAAGGAAUUCGACGUCAGAGAGCAUACAGAGCGAGAUCUUUUCGGAAAGACAACAUUGGAAAGCUGAUUGUUUACAUCAUAGAAGGAUCCGAUCUUAAAGCCUCGGACCCCAACGGCUUAAGCGAUCCGUAUUGUGAAGUGAGUCUUGGCAGUCAAGAGCACAAGACGAAAGUCAUCACAAAUACUCUAAAUCCAAAAUGGAAUUCUUCUAUGCAAUUUAUUCUUCGAGAUUUGAAACAAGAUGUCUUGUGCAUAUCCGUGUUUGAUCAAGACAUGUAUUCACCAAACGAUUUUCUUGGAAGAACUGAAAUUCGCGUCGACAGCUUGAUGAAAGAAGGUAACGGUCCGUGGCAGAAACGUUUGCUGUUACACGAAGUAACGACUGGAGAACUCUUAGUGAGACUGGAAAUUCAGCUGUAUAAAAAGCAGUGAACUAUCGUUUUCACUGCUCCUCCAAUGACAGAUCGUUUCAAAAUAAAAACUAUCCAAUCGCUGCCGUUCAUUCAUGGGUGAAAAUAAUCGUUAUUGUGCGAAUGACCAACGUAUAUAAGAUGCUGUAAAUUUUUUUUAAAAUGCUAUGCUGGAUUAUUCACAUUUUACUCAAUGUUAAGUGCAAUUUCAAUUAUGAAACAGCCCGUAUUUCUAUUACAACAAUGAAGUAAA